Messenger RNA from Penicillium samsonianum, 1152 nucleotides. RefSeq names its product tRNA (uracil) methyltransferase (gene trm44). Bases 1 to 1152 code for a protein of 383 amino acids. The record is from RefSeq and is a predicted model, not a curated record. The transcript has a single exon. Lineage: Eukaryota; Fungi; Ascomycota; Eurotiomycetes; Eurotiales; Aspergillaceae. Gene Ontology annotation, molecular function: tRNA (uridine) methyltransferase activity. Gene Ontology annotation, biological process: tRNA methylation.
AUGGAACGCCGACUCACAUCUAGGAAUGUGAGCCUGGACUGGGUUGAGCGAGAUGGUCAAGAUGGGGACAGUGUCUCAGCACAUCUCAUUCAAAACACAUACGCCCGGCUGAAACUCCAGUAUGCCGAAAGUUUGCGCCAGAAUUGGGUUGAACAACUUGAAUCACCCAACCAAGCUCUUGAGCAGCUGUCUCUCGCUGCAUGCCUGAUUGAACUGUGGAGGAGCAUGUACGGCGCUAUACCAGCAGCAGAACAAGAGCAAUCAUCGAAGAACACAGUGCCGUUCCCAGGGUUCGUGGACCUGGCUUGUGGAAAUGGUAUUCUCGUGUACAUACUUCUCAUGGAAGGAUACAAGGGCUUAGGCUUUGACGCCUGCCGUCGAAAGUCCUGGGAGACAUUUCCAACCGAGAUACAGGAAUGCUUGGAAGAGAGGAUUUUCAUCCCUCGGCCUUUCGUGGAUGUACUGGACUUGCAAGAAAUUGGAAUGGAGAUACACACCGGCGAUUUCCCGGAUAAUACAUUUAUCAUAUCCGACCAUGCAGAUGAGCUCACCGUAUGGACUCCUAUAAUGGCCGCCCUAUCAAGUCCUUCGUCGCCAUUGCCAUUCUUUGUGGUUCCGUGCUGUUCUCGUUCACUUGCUGGUUCUUCAUAUCGCUAUCCUCCGCCAAAGGAGGCUGGUCCAAUACAGAAGAGUUCGAAUGGCACUCAUGCCGCAAGGAAAGUCGAUGAUGCCAUCGAGCAGAAUCUACAGCCUGCGUCUGGUGACUUGAGGGCACUUCGUGCAAUCAAAAUCGAAGAAAAGACCGAGAGCGGGUUUCUGAAUUCAAUGAUUGGAUCUCUCGCUGCAAAAACAAUGAGUAUUGCCGAGGAAAUUGGGUUCGAUGUUGAGAAGACAUGGCUACGCACUCCGGGUGCGAUUAACAUGGCGUUGAUUGGAGGUCGACAGCAGGUCACAAGGAAAUGGCUAAAGAACUUGGGUUCUAGAGAUUCUCGAGCAACACGAGACCAUAGGGAUGCCGUUUCGAGGAAUAUCAUGGAAGUAGUUGAGCGUGAAUGCUCCAAAGAUGGUGGCAUCCAGGUAGCUGCUAAGCUCUGGGUUGAACGGACGAAGAAUCUGCACCAGGGACAGGGGACAGUACACCAGGCUAAAUAA